Messenger RNA from Caenorhabditis remanei, 216 nucleotides. RefSeq lists its product as uncharacterized. The transcript has 3 exons. The coding region runs from base 1 to 216 and encodes 71 amino acids. NCBI's taxonomy places the organism in Eukaryota, Metazoa, Nematoda, Chromadorea, Rhabditida, Rhabditidae. The record is from RefSeq and is a predicted model, not a curated record.
AUGGGAGCCAAGUCAAAAUACGUGAUUGUACAACUCGCCAGCGUGAUAACCGGGUCGACAAGAGUAUGGGUGAGAGAACGAGCAGCAGAUAAGUUCGCCGGAAUUUUCUAUGACCCAGCAUACGGAAAGUCAUGUCUAUUCGAAGAAGUGAAGCGAGUGAAGGGAAAGACGGAACUGCCGAAACGAAUCAGAGGAAUCUACAACAUCGAAAACUAG